AUGGAUCCUAUAUUUAGAUAUUUUGUGGACGAGGCAGAGGAAGAAGAGCGGCAGGCACAGUUGAGACUUCAAAGGAUAGUCUUGAGGGAUGAAUCCAAUCCUUUUGACAUGGCGGAAACACGGUUUCGAAAAUGUUUCCGGCUUCAGGAAUCUUGUCCGGCAGCUAAUUAUAGACUUUACUCCACUUACUCCAGUUCUUCGCACAAGGCUCCUAUCAAAAGACCAUCGGAGAUGAUUUUAGUACCUGUGGCCCAGCCCACAUUUAGUCGGGCAUUAAGUGAAGUAUGUUCAGCUUUGGAGGCCAUUGCCCCUCAGUGGAUUAAAUUUCCUAUAUCUGAAGCUGAAAAACAGUUUCAAUUUCCAGGGGUGAUAGGGUGUAUUGAUGGUACCCAUGUAGCCAUUGUAUCUCCCAAAAUUGAUGAACAUUUGUAUUUUAAUCUGAAGAGAUAUCACUCAAAAAAUGUGCAGAUCGUAUUUGACGCAAAUUUGAUAAUACUAAACGUUAAGGCCAAUUAUGGAGGUGCGACACAUGACUCAUUUAUGUGGCGAAAUUCCAAUUUAAGAACAGAUAUGGAGCAAUACUACCAGCGUGACCACAACUGUUGGCUGCUUGGUCACAAUGGCUAUCCUCAAGAGCCAUGGUUGAUGACUCCAAUAAGGGAUAUGCCUAGAGAAAGUCCUGAAGGCAGAUACACAGCAGCGUUAGCAAGAACCAGGAACUGUGUGGAAAGAUGUAUAGUUAGGGGCAUUGAAAAACCCAUUUCGCUGCCUACUGAAGGCGAGAGUUCUACAUUAUGA
Messenger RNA from Sitophilus oryzae (rice weevil), 798 nucleotides. Its product is annotated as putative nuclease HARBI1. The record is from RefSeq and is a predicted model, not a curated record. Lineage: Eukaryota; Metazoa; Arthropoda; Insecta; Coleoptera; Curculionidae. The transcript has 4 exons. Bases 1 to 798 code for a protein of 265 amino acids.